This is a messenger RNA of Diuraphis noxia (Russian wheat aphid), 2425 nucleotides long. Its product is annotated as UV-stimulated scaffold protein A-like. The record is from RefSeq and is a predicted model, not a curated record. Gene Ontology annotation, biological process: response to UV; transcription-coupled nucleotide-excision repair. Lineage: Eukaryota; Metazoa; Arthropoda; Insecta; Hemiptera; Aphididae. Gene Ontology annotation, molecular function: RNA polymerase II complex binding. Gene Ontology annotation, cellular component: chromosome.
ACAUCGUAGUAUCGUACUCUAUUCGUACUUCACAGACACCGACUGAGWAUAGUUGAUAAUAAUAUAUAAUACAUUAUUAUUAUUAUUAUUAUUAUUUAUUAUAUCAUCUCGCCCUAUAUUGUGCUGUAAUAUUGUUCUAAUGAGUAAUAUUUAAUAACAGAUUAGUAAACAAUAAAUUGUUUUGUAAUAUCGAACGCAAUACGAUUCGACGGCGCGAGACGACUCAUAUUGUUAUUAUUACGAAUCGAUUUUCAGUGUAAUCGUCGCGUAGGUGUUGCCGUCGUCGCGAACACUCGUCACCGAUGACGCGUUCGUUCAUCGUCGCUGAACUAUCGCUGUCGCCUGUCGCACGUCUUCAGCGUUCGAGCGUUCGUCGUCGCGACAACCAGUGAGUGGUAACUAUACUAACCACCAGGUGACCGCCGAAUCGCACCACUUCUGUCCAUUACUACGUUGUCGUCGUCACCUCAGCUUUCCGUCGUCCGGACAGACCGUCGUCGUUGGCGCCAACCAUACGCGUCAGACGAUUGUACUGAGGCAACAUACUCUUCACACUGAAAUCCGGCGCCGGCUUAGCAUGACGCUGGACUACGGUACGGCCAGCCGAGCAGCGCAACUCGUCGAACGUUUGACCAGCACCGGUGAAAACGACGUCGAUUGCAAGUUGUUCGACGAAAUUGAAAACAUCUGCAAAAAAUCCUCAAUUUACAUCGACAGAGUUCAUGUAUUACUAUUUCAUCAACUCAAAGAAAAACAUUCYCAGAUUCGUUUGAAUGCGCUCCGAAUUUGUAAUCGUCUUUUUAAGAAAUUUGAACAUUUUAGAAAAUUAAUAAUUGUCGAUAUCUCAGUUCUCCUAAAACUUACUGUCAACACAGACGCCGGACGAACGUUGCCCCCACCUAAAAAAUUCGCUACRGAUUUGGAAAUUUACGCCAUUAGGUGCAUCAAAGAAUGGAACGACGAGUUCGGAAAAGACUUUAAAGAUGAAUUUAAUUUUGUGUUUAAGUAUUUGAGCAAGUACAAAAAAAUUGAUUUCGAAUCUAUGACCGUGCGGUCCGUUAUCAGCGCGAGACUAGUGGAGGACAGGGAACAGCGACAACGACGUUUGAAUGAUGAGAAAUUGAAAAAAAUUGAGUCGGAAAUAAAUGAACUCGAACCGGAAAUAAUGGUCGUGGCUAAAACCCUGGAAAGUUGUCUGGAAUUGUUAAUUCCCAUUCCGGAAGAGUUUUCUAUACCUGAAGUGGAGGAAGACAUUGUCCCUUCGUCGAACCCUUCGAAAUUGUCGUCGACCCCUUCGAAAUUGUCGUCGACGGAUCCCGGACAGAAAAUUGUCGCCGAGACUGAGUCGGAUGAUGAAAAUGAAAGAUGGAGAGAAAUUGGCAUAAUCGACCCAGCCGCGCACACUGUGACAGUCACACUGAGACCGGAUUUCCGAAAAAGGGUGAAGAAAUCCGAAGACAAUUUGGCUAUAAUCGAAAGCUCAAACGAACAAGUGAAGCUCAUAUCCGACAAGUAUUUGCCAAAAAUUAAAAAAUUGCUACAAGACAUAGCAAAAAUUUCGAACGGAGAACUCUUGAAACGAACGAUCGAACUCAAGCGUCGUUUAACCGACCUGACGAGCCGAGAAAAUAAAAUCRUGUACUAUGAAGAUGGUGAUGAUAGUUCUAGCGACUCGGACAUGGAAGAAGUCCUCCCUCAAUCGUCCGCCGAUGAUCUUUUGGCUCAAUAUUUAGCUAAAUCGGAUUAUAAUAUUCAAAAUGAUGGCAGUGAUCGCGCUGACUCCACAAAAGUUUCGGAGAGAGAUGACAAUCGAAAAAGUGUCACAGCUGUGCCAAAGUUACCGUUCGACAUCGAUCUGUAUCACUGGGAAGACGAACAACUUUCAGCUCCUCGUAUUUUACCUACAAAUCAAGAUGGUCAUAGUUUUUGGACUUCAAAUUCUGUAAUGGACAGUGACUGUGACGGUAUUGUAAUACCAGGAGGAUCUGAAAAUUUACGCACGCGAGUGAUYGAAUUUACUGGUAAAUUCGAAAGAGUUGAUAGACAGUGUAGAGCCCCAUUGCCAAGUGGUAGAUUAUGCCCUAGAGAAGACCGUUUUAAGUGUCCAUUUCAUGGGCGAAUUGUACCGAGAGAUGAGCUUGGUCAAGUUGUUGAUGCGGAAGACAAAAAAAUUUUGGAAAAAGAAAAAAAACAGAAUGUACCUGAUUGGCAAGAUCCACAACUGCUUAGAGAUAUACAGAGUCAAACUGGGGUUGAUCUUACAAUGCCUAAAAAAGGAAGUAGAAAGAGUMGAAAACAAAGGUCAAAUUUGACAAAUUUAAAAAAAGAACAGGAUACUCCACGGGCCCGGCUGGAAAAAAAAGUGUUCAAAAAAUCAUCUGUGAAGAAAGUUGCUAAAAUUUUAGAUGGUAUGGAUCAAAGGAAA